Dacryopinax primogenitus is the source of this 4416-nucleotide messenger RNA. Its product is annotated as P-loop containing nucleoside triphosphate hydrolase protein. NCBI's taxonomy places the organism in Eukaryota, Fungi, Basidiomycota, Dacrymycetes, Dacrymycetales, Dacrymycetaceae. The transcript has 24 exons. The record is from RefSeq and is a predicted model, not a curated record. Bases 1 to 4416 code for a protein of 1471 amino acids. Gene Ontology annotation, molecular function: ATP hydrolysis activity; ATP binding; ABC-type peptide transporter activity. Gene Ontology annotation, biological process: transmembrane transport. Gene Ontology annotation, cellular component: fungal-type vacuole; membrane.
AUGACUGCUUAUGCCGUUCUUUUGUCUGCGUCAUGCCUCAUUCUUCAGGCUGCCUUUCGGAAGAUACCAUGGAUGACAUCAAAUGGCUAUUCUGCCGCUGCUGAUCGACAAUCCCGACAUGCGCUGUUUUCGGACUUUAUGUGUAAUAGGGGAGGAAGGAUUGUUUAUGCAUUCCAGAUUGCACGCUUUGUCGGGACAGUCGGGUUGUUGAUCCUCUCCACUGUUCGACUGGCCCUGGAUAUAUAUCAUUCCGACACCACAACUCUUCAUAGACAGCUGGAUUUCCAACAACGAAUAGAUGCGCUCAAUAUUAUCAACUAUUCCUACAUCUCAGUUUUAUGUGCAGUGGCACUUGUCCUUCGAUCGGAGACGGCCCAGCUUAUUACAGCCAACGCAGCCGUUGUCUCACUUAUCCAGCUUUAUGUAUUUGGAUGGCGUAAUAUCUGGCCAUUGAUGAUCUUUGGCGGUAUGCCUUCAGAUGCUCACUACCCUGGGCUGUGUUGGACAGAAGCUGGGUUGCUAGCUGUGGUUGCGGUGAUCAUCCCUCUCUUCAUCCCUACACCAUACAUACCGGAAGAUCCCAAAGUGAGCAUCAGUAUCCUGCCACCCGAGCAGACGGCCUCGCUUGCGGGCAUCAAUUUAUUCUAUUUUUUGGAGCCUUUUGUAUUCCGGUCAUACUUUGAUGAACAACUUCACCACGAUUCGCUUCCCCCCUUGGCCGACUAUGACCAAUCGACUACUUUAGAAGCUCACGGGAGAGAUAUUCUUGACCCUUGGCGUCGUCGCGAGCUGGGUCUCAAAGACAGGCACCUAUUCUUCGGCAUAAUGCAGUUCUUUGGUACCCGGAUAUUUCUUCAGGUUUUCAUUGUUACAAUCAAUGUGCUUGCGACGUUCUUGGGUCCAAUUGCUAUCAAUCGUCUCCUACGCUAUCUGGAAACAGGGGGAGAGAAUGCCAUUGUGCGACCAUGGGUCUGGAUUCUUCUUAUAUUCAUCAGUCGGAUGUUGUUCUCCUUGGGGGAGAAUGGUUAUCUUUACGUCACUAAUAGGAUCUUCGUCCACACAGAGAACCUUCUCCUUCAGCUUAUCUUCGCACAAUCUUUGAGAAUGCGCGUCUGUAUUCCUGCGCCAUCCGAUGAUAUUCCAUCAUCUAAUGGACCGUCUGCUUCUGAAUCAACACUGUCGUCUGAUGAAGAUAAAAGGAAGGACGCAGGUGUAGUGAAUGUGAAUACUCUAAUCGGCGCCGACAUACCAGCCAUCUUGGAUGGAAGGGAAUUUGUAUUUUUCUUCCUCCAAUUGCCACUCGAGCUCAUCUCCUCAAUUUGGUUUCUGACCACCGUUUUGGGCUGGUCUGCGAUUAUCGGCAUGAUAUUCUUGGUGACAGACGGCCGAGUGAAAGCUGUGACAGAGUGUCGGACUGGACGUUCUUCUAAAAAUGUGAUUCUAAUGAAGUCUCAGAUGUUCGGUUGGGAGUCUAUGGUCAAAGAGCGAAUUCAGAAUACGAGGAAAGAGGAGCUUCGGUUCACACGAAAGCGCCGCCUUUUGGAGCUAGUCAUUGGCAACACCAACAUACUGCUUCCCGUUUCGAGCAUGCUCAUAACUUAUGGAGUCUAUUUCGGUCUGUUGUCGAUCCGUGUCUUUACUAAUAGAAUGGCAGCUUCCCUCGUAUUCUCUAGUAUGAGCAUAUUCGAUUUGCUUCGCAUGGACUUGGUUGCCAUUACCCGGGAUCUCAAUGACAUGAUAAACGCCAAAGUAUCUCUGGACCGAGUCGACACUUUUUUGCGAAGGACUCCCCUAUUGGAUGCCUACGAAGCCGAUCCAUGUACUUUACAGGAUUCCCGUCAGCUUGUGCUGGACGAAUCCACUCAUGGCGAUGUUAUUGGAUUUCAUGACGCUAGUUUCGCUUGGAAUAGGAGAACAGAUGCCGUCAAUACCAGAAAUUUUUGCUUGAACUUCGAAGGCAAACUCUUGUUCAAGAGAGGUGGUCUUAAUUUGAUUAUCGGACCCACGGGGAGUGGCAAGACCUCGGUCUUGAUGGCUCUGCUACGAGAGAUGCAUUUUGAGCCCAUGACCCCAAACGGUUGGUACAGCUUGCCGAGGCAUGCAGGUAUUGCGUACGCGGUGCAAGAGUCAUGGGUAAUGAACGAAACGAUCAAAGAAAACAUUCUUUUCGGUUCUACUUAUGAUGAACACAGGUAUAACUCCGUAUUGGAGCAAUGUGCUGUGCGACCAGAUUUAGCAUUAUUUGCAGCAGGAGACAACACCGAGGUGGGCGAGAAGGGCAUAACACUGUCUGGGGGACAGAAAGCUCGCAUUACGCUCGCUCGGGCUCUCUAUUCCAGCGCCGAAACCAUCUUAUUAGAUGACGUUCUCUCCGCCCUCGAUGUGCAUACAUCCAGGUGGAUCGUGGAGAAGUGUCUGCGAGGGGAUCUUAUACAGAACAGGACGGUCCUGCUUGUCACUCACGCUAUCUCUCUCGUUGGACCAAUUGCAGACACCAUCCUCGAACUUGAUUCGAGCGGACAUAUCAAAUAUCAUGGGCCACCCGGACCAGAAUUGCUCGAGUCCCUGAGGACUGAAGAGAACCCGUGUGGGGCAGAGGAGGGAGAAAUCAAGGGCACCGUCCACGAUGCCCUUGAUGAGAAGCCAGAUGCCCCAAAAGCAGACGGAAAGAUCAUCAUUGAUGAAGAGCGAGCUCAAGGGCGCUUAAAAUGGGCUGCAAUACAUUUAAUGCUCCAUGCUUACGGCGGUCUCGGAUUUUGGAUUCUACUGAUCGCCGUAUUCUUCAUAGCGGUGCUGAUGGACAUUUUAGCUACCUGGUGGCUGGGCAUUUGGACGAGUUCAUAUCAAACGCACUCGACCACUUUGACAACAGCAGGGUAUCUCGCUAUAUUCAUAGCCUUUUCUUUCUCUCAGACUGCUCUGACAACGUUGGGCAAUAUCACGUAUAUCUAUCGUAGCAUGGCUGCAUGCCAAAGGGUGCAUGAGCUCUUGCUGGACAGCAUCAUGUCGUCAACUUUGCGAUGGCUUGAUACUACACCCCGAGGUCGCAUCAUAUCGCGUUUCACCCAAGAUGUUCGCGAUAUGGAUGGCCCACUGACUCAAUUUUUUGGGGUGUUCAUCACCCGAACCAUACUGCUCUUGUUGCGGUUCUCUGCGGUGAUGAUGGGAUCUCCCAUAUUGCUCAUACCCGGCCUUUUUGUUACGAUCGCCGGUUAUAGCAUAGGUCAAGUGUAUCUUUUUGUUCAAAUGGGCGUCAAGCGCAUUCGAUCAAACUGGAAAUCGCCGAUCUACAAUCAUUUCUCUGCUGCUGUCGCUGGUAUUGUCUCUAUCCGCGCCUAUGGUGCACAGGAUGCCUUCAAAGCAGAGCUCUUCAAUCGACUCGAUGCAUAUUCUAGGUCAUCACGUUGCUUUCAAAAUCUUCAUCGUUGGAUUGCCUCGAGAGUCGACACUCUCGGAGCUCUGUUCGCCACAGGUGUCGCGGCAUACCUGGUGUAUUUCAAAUCUGAAGAGGCUGGGAAAACAGGAGUGCGUGCAACGAUGCUUCCCGUUCAUAAUGGCCUGAUAUCAUGUUUCCGCAGUUUAGAGCGCAUGCGCGACUACAUCGACAUCGACCACGAGUCUGGGUCUUCGGAGAUGGGCAAACCUCCGGCGUAUUGGCCCGCUUCCGGAGCACUUCGAGCAGAAAAUUUGUCUGCGAAAUAUUCCGAGGACAGCCCACUUGUCCUAGACAACCUCAGUUUCGAAAUCAAGACUGGGGAGCGGAUUGGCAUUGUUGGUCGAACCGGAAGCGGGAAGAGCACGCUGGCUCUCUCCCUGCUGCGAAUGAUCCCAACGAAAGGAGAGGUGUAUCUUGAUGGUCUGCCAACUUCGACUAUUAACCUCAACGCGCUGCGGGCCAAUCUUACCAUUAUACCCCAAGAGCCAGUUCUGGUCUCUGGCACGAUUCGUACCAAUCUGGAUCCAUUCGGUCAACAGGAUGACGCAGUCUUGAACGAUGCCCUGAGGGAUAUCGGAUUGUUAGAUCGCGACGUGUCACUGGACACGGCCGUGUCAGAUGCUGGCGGGAACUUCUCUGUAGGUGAAAGACAGCUGGUCGCACUAGCUCGUGCAAUCGUCCGCAAUACCCGCAUAUUACUCCUCGAUGAAGCGACAGCAAGCGUGGACCAUGACACAGACAGCAUAAUCCAGGAAAGCAUCAGGCGAGAACUCAAGGGGGCUACCCUGUUGACCAUCGCACACCGUCUUAGAACAAUAAUGGAUUACGAUAAAAUUAUGGUACUCGACGCGGGAAAGCUGAUCGAAUUCGACACCCCGACCGCUCUAUUGAAGAAAAAGGACGGUCUCUUCAAAAGCUUGGUGGAACGGAGCGGUGAUCGAGAUGAAUUACAGGAAAUUGCUAGACAGCACUCAGUAUGA